AUGAACUUUGAUGCCCUCAAAUUCUACUUCGGCACAUUCAAGGGCUUUGUCAACGCUGAUUGGGCUAAAGACACCAAAGACCAAAAACCAGCCUCCAGAUACUGCAACUUUCUAGGCAAAUCACUGAUCUCUUGGACGAUCAGGUGUAUCGGUCAGGACGAUUUUCAUAAAAGCAUUGGCGAGGACAAAAUUUUAUCAGCCAAGAUGAUCAAGAUGAUUGAAGUAGAUGAUGAUCAUAUCGUCCAGGACGAUAUGGGAUCGUCCGGUACGAUGAAGUUCAGCAAGGUGAAGGCUUUCAUAAAUCCAGAUGAAGUUGAUGAAUGGCUGUUAAGUAAUCCCUUGCGUUGCCCUGGUGCAUUGCACUUUGUGGAGAAAAACUCAACGAUUAUAAGUUAUGGUCUUCAGACUAAUUCCACUUCUAUGUUGAAGAGAGGGAACUCUGAGGAUCCAACAUUCAAGUUCCAAAUUCCUCUUCAGGUUGCUGCAGAGCGUGAAAUUGCAAGGAGUUUGCUUGGAGAUCCCAGCUUUGAAUGGGUUGUUGGAUUCAAAGAAUUUGCUCACCCUGCUACAGAAACAUUUUCUGUUGUUGGGGAAGCUGGAGCAACGUUUUUCCUUGCAGUUGCCAUGUUUGGAUUUGUAAUUCAAACAAGUUCUUUUGUUACAGAGAAGGAACUUAAGCUUCGUCAGGCUAUGUCCAUUAUGGGUCUCUAUGAAUCUGCCUAUUGGUUGUCUUGGUUUACCUGGGAAGCUUUUCUUACGCUUAUUGCUUCUCUUUCCACGGUACUGUUUGGGAUGUUGUUUCAGUUCAGCUUUUUCCUACGCAACAGCUUUGCAAUCCUCAUCCUUGUAUUCUUCAUGUUCCAACUUAAUAUGUUGAGUUUUGCAUUCUUGAUAUCAACUUUUGUAGACAAGUCAUCAUCAGCAACUACAGCUGGAUUUUCGAUAUUCAUAAUAGGCUUUUUGACACAACUUGUGACAACAUUUGGUUUUCCAUAUGCUGAGAACUACUCCAAAUUAUAUCGUUUCAUAUGGUCUUUAUUUCCUCCCAAUCUUCUUGCAAAAGCUCUUGAUAUACUUGUUAGUGCGACUGCCACACAUGAAGAUCCAGGGAUUCGUUGGCAUCGGCGAGGUUAUUGUACUUAUAAGGAACCUAACUGUGUAAUGACUAUUGAAAAUAUCUUUCAUUGGCUUAUCUCCACAUUCUUUUUGUGGUUUGCCUUGGCAAUAUAUUUGGAUAAUAUACUUCCAGAUUCAAAUGGUGUUAGAAAAUCAAUUUUUUACUUUAUGAAGCCUUCAUACUGGACUGGGAAAGGUGGAACUAGAGUGGAAGGUGACCUAUGCGGUUGUGCAAGCUCUAUUCCACCUAUAGAGUAUGUUUCUCCAGAUGAUGAGGAUGUUCUUGUAGAAGAAACAACUAUAAAACAACAAGUAGUUGAUAACAGUGUUGAUCCGAAUGUAGCUGUUACAAUACUUGGCCUUGCAAAAACGUACCCAGGAGCUACUAAACUUUGUUGUUGUAAAUGCAAGAGGUCUCCUUAUCAUGCUGUUAAGGGUAUUUGGGUCAAUAUAGCAAAAGAUCAGCUAUUUUGCCUUCUAGGACCCAAUGGAGCUGGAAAAACUACAGUUAUUAAUUGUCUGAUUGGUAUUACUCCAGUUACUGAUGGAGAUGCUUUGAUUUAUGGAAAUUCGAUUCGAAGUUCUGUUGGUAUGUCAAAUAUUCGAAGAACGAUUGGUGUUUGUCCUCAGUUUGACACUUUGUGGGAUGCAUUGACAGCAGAAGAGCAUCUGCAUCUUUUUGCUAGCAUUAAAGGUUUACAUCCUUCAAUUAUCAAAUCGGUAAGUGAAAAGUCUUUGGCUGAGGUGAACCUUACUAGUGCCUCUCAUAUACGAUCUGGAAGCUAUAGUGGAGGUAUGAAACGUCGGCUUAGCUUUGCGAUAGCCCUGAUUGGAGAUCCACAAAUGGUUUUCCUAGAUGAGCCGACCACUGGGAUGGAUCCUAUCAGCAGAAGACAUGUAUGGGAUAUUAUAGAAAAUGCAAAGAAGGGAAGAGCUAUUGUCUUGACAACCCAUUCUAUGGAGGAAGCUGACAUAUUGAGUGACCGCAUUGCCAUCAUGGCAAAGGGAAGGUUGAGGUGUAUUGGAACCUCUAUAAGGUUGAAGUCAAGAUUUGGAACUGGUUAUAUUGCUAAUAUUAGUUUUAUUGGAAGUACUCCUAUUGAUGCAGAAUGGGAAGCUGCACAUGAGCGUAAAGCUCAGCUUGUGAAGCAUUUCUUCAAACAUCAUUUAGAUGUGGAGCCAAAAGAGGAAAACAAAUCAUUUUUGACAUUUGUCAUUUCUCGUGAUAAAGAAAGGCUAUUGACGGACUUCUUUGCUGAGCUUCAAGAUAGAGAGGAUGAGCUUGGAAUCUCAGACAUUCAACUUGGUCUCACUACACUUGAAGAGGUUUUCUUGAACAUUGCAAAGCAGGCAGAGUUAGAAAGCGCAUCAGUUGAUGGGAGCAUGGUUUUGCUAAAUUUAUCAUCUGGACCUUCAAUACAGAUACCAAAAGGGUCAAGGUUUGUGGGGAUUCCUGGAACAGAUACAACAGAUAAUCCAAGAGGUUUAAUGGUCGAAAUCUACUGGGAACAGGAUGAUUCUGGUAAUCUCUGCAUCUCAGGACAUUCACCUGAAAUCUCUAUACCACCUAAUGUAAAAAUUCCGGAAAAUUAUCUCACUUCUAGUAGAAAUUCUCGGCGAGGAUCUUCAUCAAAGAUUGGAUUUGUCAUCCACCCAAAUCAAAUUCUAAAUAGAUGAUUUUGAACUGAUUAUUUAUUGCGAAGAAAUAAGGAUCCAUCAACAUUUUUUACUUAGAAAAAAUUUAAGUUUUUUGUUUUAGAU
Dendrobium catenatum is the source of this 2877-nucleotide messenger RNA. RefSeq names its product ABC transporter A family member 2-like. Gene Ontology annotation, cellular component: intracellular membrane-bounded organelle; membrane. Gene Ontology annotation, molecular function: lipid carrier activity; ATP binding; ABC-type transporter activity. NCBI's taxonomy places the organism in Eukaryota, Viridiplantae, Streptophyta, Magnoliopsida, Asparagales, Orchidaceae. The coding region runs from base 1 to 2793 and encodes 930 amino acids. The record is from RefSeq and is a predicted model, not a curated record. Gene Ontology annotation, biological process: lipid transport; transmembrane transport. The transcript is spliced from 17 exons.